CCAGGAGCCGGCCCCUCGUAGCCGCGGGCCCUGCAAUGGGACGUGUUCUCCUUUAAGAGUUAAGAAACUUGAAACCUUGUUUGCGCAACAAUCAGCGCCGCGGAGCCGCCAAAGUGUCUAGACUGGCAUAUGAUGGGAGGCAGCCAAUGACUCCGCGGCGCUCCUCCGGGGGCCCUCAGUGUGCGUUUGAGGAGAACAAAAAAGAGAGAGAGCGCCGAGCGGGGGAGCGAGCGAGGGAGCCGAGCCGAGAGAAAGAGCUGCCCGGCGCUGCCUCGCCAGACUUCGCCGGGACCGCGGGGCCACCGGGAGGCACUUUUUGUGGAGGGGGGAGGGGGGCGACCUCUGCAGCACGGCGCCCCGGGCGUCCGAGCGCAGUGUGGGGAGGGCUGCGACCUCUGCUUCGGUGGAUUGCAUUUUUAAUUAAGGAUUCCCAAGCAGCUCUUUGGGAUUUUUACAGUUUCCACUCAUGUGUUGACACCCGCGUUCGGGAGAAACUCGCUCCAAGUGCAUCUAGCGCCUAGGACCUGAGACGGAGUUGGCGUUUCUUGCAUGCAAUUCCAGGGAUUUUGGUUUUGUUUGGGGUUUCUUUUUCUUCCUUUUUUUUUUUCUUUUCUCUUUUUGCAGGGAAUAAGAAGGAAGCUGAGGGUAUCAACAAGCCUGCCAUUUGGAUCCUGCAGGAAAAGCCCAUGUAGUUAGGAGCUUGGGUUUUACAGGCAGGGCUUUCCAGACACAUUUGGGGGGGGGGGGUUUCGACGCGAGCGCUUUGUGCUCAUGGACCAGCCGCGCAACUUUUGAAGGCUCUCUAGCCCAUGCUGGGACUUUCUGGUGGCGCACUGCCCGCGGUUCCCCUCAAGCGCCGGGGCUGGAGUUGCUGAGCAGCCCGGCCGCCGGGUCCAUGUAGCCGCUGGCCGGGCUCAGACUGGGGCUCGGCGUGCGCGUGUUCCCCUCCGGCCCACCUCCGCGAGCUCCCUCAUGUUGCAGCCCUGUGACGCCCCUUCGACGACAGGCUGUGCGCGGUCUGCACGGCGCCCGGCAGCGGAGCUUCAUGUGGGGCUGCGGCCCGCGCAGCCGGCGCCUCGCUGAGGGAACGGACCCCCGGUAACCGGAGACCGCCUCCCCCCCACCCCCGGCGCCAAAGGAUAUCGUAUGUUCAGGUCCAAACGCUCGGGUCUGGUGCGGCGACUUUGGCGAAGUCGUGUGGUCCCCGACCGGGAGGAAGGCGGCGGCAGCGGUGGCGGCGACGAGGAUGGGAGCUUGGGCAACCCAGCUGAGCCAGCCCCGCGGGCACGAGAAGGCGGAGGCUGCGGCCGCUCGGAAGUCCGCCCGGUAGCCCCGCGGCGGCCCCGGGACGCGGCGGGACAGCGAGGCGCCCAGGGAGCAGGGAGGCGCCGACGCGCAGGGGGCCCCCCGAGGCCCAAGUCGGAGCUGGAGGCCGGCGCUGGAGGUCCCCCGCUGGACGCGGCGGAGCCGGGAGGCCCGGGCUGGUUGCCCGAAAGUGACUGCGAGACGGUGACUUGUUGUCUGUUCUCGGAGCGGGACGUUGCGGGUGCGCCCCGGGACGCCGGCGACCCCCUGGCCGGGGCGGCCCUGGAGCCGGCGGGUGGAGGGCGGAGUCGCGAAGCCCGUUCGCGGCUGCUGCAGCUGGAGCAGGAACUCAAGACGGUCACGUACUCGCUCCUGAAGCGGCUCAAGGAGCGCUCGCUGGACACGCUGCUGGAAGCAGUGGAGUCCCGCGGCGGCGUGCCGGGAGGGUGCGUGUUGGUGCCGCGCGCAGACCUCUGCCUUGGCGGCCAGCCCGCGCCACCGCAGCUGCUGCUCGGCCGCCUCUUCCGCUGGCCUGACCUGCAGCACGCCGUGGAGCUGAAGCCCCUGUGCGGCUGCCACAGCUUCGCCGCUGCCGCCGACGGCCCCACUGUGUGUUGUAACCCCUACCACUUCAGCCGGCUCUGCGGGCCAGAAUCACCGCCACCCCCCUACUCUCGGCUGUCUCCUUGUGAAGAGUACAAGCCACUGGAUCUGUCUGAUUCCACAUUGUCUUACACUGAAACAGAGGCCACCAACUCCCUCAUCACUGCUCCGGGUGAAUUCUCAGACGCCAGCAUGUCUCCGGAUGCAACCAAGCCGAGCCACUGGUGCAGCGUGGCAUACUGGGAGCACCGGACGCGAGUGGGCCGCCUCUACGCGGUGUACGACCAGGCCGUCAGCAUCUUCUACGACCUACCUCAGGGCAGCGGCUUCUGCCUGGGCCAGCUCAACCUGGAGCAGCGCAGCGAGUCGGUGCGGCGGACGCGCAGCAAGAUCGGCUUCGGCAUCCUGCUCAGCAAGGAGCCCGACGGCGUGUGGGCCUACAAUCGUGGCGAGCACCCCAUCUUCGUCAACUCCCCGACGCUGGAUGCGCCCGGCGGCCGCGCCCUCGUCGUGCGCAAGGUGCCACCUGGCUACUCCAUCAAGGUGUUCGACUUUGAGCGCUCUGGCCUGCUCCAGCAGGGGCCGGAGCCCGACGCCGCCGAUGGCCCCUAUGAUCCCAACAGUGUCCGUAUCAGCUUCGCUAAGGGCUGGGGUCCCUGCUACUCCCGGCAGUUCAUCACCUCCUGCCCCUGCUGGCUGGAGAUCCUGCUCAACAACCACAGAUAGCGGCAGCCACCCAGGCGGCAGCCGCCAUCUGCCCCUGCCCCACCCGCCCCCACCCCCAACCCCCCGGCCAGGGUGGCAGUGCCCAGAGACACAGCCCCCACGGACAAACCCCCCAAAUAUCAUCUACCUAGAUUUAAUAUAAAGUUUUAUAUAUUAUAUGGAAAUAUAUAUUAUACUUGUAAUUAUGGAGUCAUUUUUACAAUGUAAUUAUUUAUGUAUGGUGCAAUGUGUGUAUAUGGACAAAACAAGAAAGACGCACUUUGGCUUAUAAUUCUUUCAAUACAGAUAUAUUUUCUUUCUUUUCCUCCCUCUUUCUUUCUUUUUUAAAGAAAAUGAUACAGCAGAGCUAGGUGGAAAAGCCUGGGUUUGGUGUAUGGUUUUUGAAAUAUUAAUGCCCAGACAAAAAGCUAAUACCAGUCACUCGUUGAUAAUAAAGUAUUCGCAUUAUA
Molecule: messenger RNA, 3083 nt
Organism: Artibeus jamaicensis (Jamaican fruit-eating bat)
Lineage: Eukaryota; Metazoa; Chordata; Mammalia; Chiroptera; Phyllostomidae
Gene: SMAD6
Product: SMAD family member 6
Exons: 4
Coding region: 1147-2634 (495 amino acids)
Biological process (GO): SMAD protein signal transduction; BMP signaling pathway; regulation of transcription by RNA polymerase II
Cellular component (GO): heteromeric SMAD protein complex
Molecular function (GO): transcription regulator inhibitor activity; I-SMAD binding
Source: RefSeq, a predicted model, not a curated record